This is a messenger RNA of Laccaria bicolor S238N-H82, 2310 nucleotides long. RefSeq names its product glycosyltransferase family 39 protein. The coding region runs from base 1 to 2310 and encodes 769 amino acids. The transcript is spliced from 7 exons. Gene Ontology annotation, cellular component: endoplasmic reticulum; membrane. Gene Ontology annotation, molecular function: dolichyl-phosphate-mannose-protein mannosyltransferase activity. Gene Ontology annotation, biological process: protein O-linked glycosylation via mannose. The record is from RefSeq and is a predicted model, not a curated record. Lineage: Eukaryota; Fungi; Basidiomycota; Agaricomycetes; Agaricales; Hydnangiaceae.
AUGUCUGCCAAUGUCAGGGCACGACGGCCAGCAUCGCCGCCCCCAGGCAUCCCAACGACAACUUCACAACGAUUUCCACAUCCCAGGGAAGGCCACUUGGACGCGGACGCCCGUAGAGCUGCUGCGUCCAAAGGCUUUGGUCCGGGCCGAACGACGAGUUAUCCACCGGGAGGAUUGAAUGUGACGUCUGGGGAGUGGAAGUUGCUGUUCUUCAUCGUCUUGGUUGCAGCAGGCGUGCGCUUGUUCCGACUGUCCAAGCCCAAUAGCGUUGUCUUUGACGAAGUCCAUUUCGGAAAAUUUGCCUCGAAAUACAUCAAAACGCAGUACUUUGUCGAUGUGCAUCCACCACUCGCCAAGUUGCUGAUAACACUGGCUGCUUUUAUCUUUGGCUAUGAUGGCCAGUUUGAUUUCAAGGACAUUGCAAAGCCAUACGAAAACGUGCCCUACGUCGCCAUGCGAAUGCUACCAGCCAUUCUGGGUGUAGCUACCAUCCCCAUCUCCUAUCUCACCCUCCGCGCCCUCGACUGCCGCGCAACCACCGCUCUCUUAGCCUCUCUCUUCAUCACAUUCGAAAACGGAAUGAUCACUCAAUCCCGUCAUAUCCUCCUAGACUCCCCCCUUAUCUUCUUUACAGCUCUCACCACCUUCCUCUGGGUCGGGUUCUGCAAUGAGGAUAAACAUGAACCGUUUACCGAGUCAUGGUGGACGUGGCUCACCCUUUCUGGGUUAUCUCUUGGUGCAGUGUUGAGCUGCAAGUGGGUCGGGUUGUUCACCAUCGCCACAGUGGGGGUCAGCACGCUAUAUCAACUAUGGAACCUCCUUGGGGAUCUGAGAGUACCACCCAGGCUGUUCGCACGGCACUUCCUAGCCCGCGCACUCUGCCUCAUCGUCGUGCCCAUCUUCUUCUACAUGGCCAUGUUCGAAAUCCAUUUCCUGAUCCUCGAAAACUCGGGUGACGGUGACGGGUUCAUGAGCUCCGAAUUCCAACACACCCUCGGCGGUCGGGGAAUGGCAGACACAUUUGCCGACGUCGCUGUAGGGUCACAGGUCACCAUUCGUCACGUCAACACGCAAGGCGGGUACCUCCAUUCGCAUCCCCACAAUUACCCUGGCGGCAGUCAACAGCAACAGAUCACCCUGUAUCCUCACCGAGACUCCAACAACGACUUUAGGAUCUUCAACGCCACUUUGGAUGGUGACACCCAUUUUGAUUGGGAGAAUUCUCCACUAGAGUACAUCACCCCCGGGAUGCGCAUCAAGCUCCGUCACAUUGCCACGGAGAAACAUGUCCACUCGCAUGAUCACCGUCCUCCGGUGUCCGAUGUCGACUUCCAGAACGAAGUCUCUGCUUAUGGUAUGCCUGGAUUCCAGGGUGACGCUAAUGAUGAUUGGUUCGUGGAGAUUGAGCAUGGGGAUCGCCGGGAUAAGGAGUCGACGAAGCGUUUGAGGACUCUGCGGACGACGUUUAGGUUGAGGCAUGUCCUGACUGGGUGUUACUUGUUCUCUCACAAGGUCAAAUUACCUGAAUGGGGAUUCGAGCAGCAGGAGGUAACGUGCAAUAAGAAUGCUGUCAGGGCCAACUCGUUGUGGUUUAUUGAGACAUCGAGUCAUCCGCAAUUACCCCCCGACGCACCCAAGGUCAACUAUAAGCUACCUGGAUUCCUUGCCAAGUUCUGGGAGCUCCAGAAAGUUAUGUGGACGACGAACGCUGGUCUGACCGAUCGACACGCCUUUGACUCCCGUCCGGAUUCAUGGCCACUUCUUCGUCGUGGUAUUAAUUUUUGGGUGAAAGAACAUCGUCAGAUCUAUCUAAUCGGAAACCCUCUCGUGUGGUAUCUGAGCACCCUAUCCGUGGCUGCAUACAUCUUCGUCCGGGGCUUCCUGAUUUUACGUGCUAAGAGAGGAUUCAGAGACUUUGAUUCCACCAAAGUUGUGAAAUACGACUCGCUUUGUGGUUUCCUCUUCAUUGGCUGGGGCCUGCACUACUUCCCCUUCUUCCUCAUGGGCCGCCAGCUCUUCCUGCAUCACUACUUCCCCGCGCUAUACUUUGCAAUCCUGUUAUCAUGUAGUGUCUUUGACCUCCUCACUUCGACGCUCCGACCUCGCAUGCGGUUACAGAUCGCUGGUGUACUGAUUAUCCUCGCCAUAUGGAACUUCCAGUAUUAUAGCCCUCUCACGUAUGGCAGUCCCUGGACGAGAUCAAAGUGCGAAAAGGCAAAGAUGAUGAAGACGUGGGAUUUCUCUUGUCAUGAUUUCCACACUGAUGUAAGUCACCCAUCUAUCUCAACACGAUAUACAAGGACCAACUGA